AUGUCUAAAAUCAAUUGGGGAAUUCUUGGAGCAGGUAACAUCUCUAGUUCCUUUGUUCACGAUUUGGUUUUGAAUAAUUCUAGGAAUGAAAAAAUCACUCACAUUGUUAGGUCCAUUGGUACAUCCUCUAUUCCAAAGGGAGAGGAAUUUGUCAAACAAAAUGUGAAGUCUAUCUCUGAUAAUGAUGGUGUGACACCGCAAGUUCAGGUGUACAAUGAUUUUUUCCAGAACAAAGAUAUUGAUGUAGUCUAUAUAGGUACCCCACAUCCAUUCCAUAAGAAGCAAGCACUCCAAGCAAUUGAGAACGGACUUCAUGUCUUAUGUGAAAAGCCUGUUACUGUAACUGAAGACAGCGCAAAAGAAUUGAUUGAAGCUGCUAAGAAGAAGGGCGUCUUCUUUAUGGAAGCAGUUUGGACCAGAUUCUUCCCCUCUGUUCAGUUAUUGAAGAAACUAAUCUUUGAAGAGAAGGCUCUCGGUGAUAUUAAGAGGUUAAUGAUGGAUUUUGCUUUUGACGCCGAUUUAGAAAAUGUACCAGCUACUUCCAGAAUCAGAGAUAAAAACUUGGCUGGAGGUGCCUUGUUGGACAUUGGGGUGUACAAUCUUACAUAUUCCAGAAUUCUCUUGGAUGAUAAAUUAGGUAAGGAAGCGGAACCAUUUGAAGUGAAAUCUUUCCAGACUAUUGAUCCCACCGAUGGAGUAGAUUAUGUAAGUUCAUUUCUCUUGAAGUAUAAAAACGGAAAGCACGCCAUCUUAACUUGUUCCAAUUGGUCUGAUGUGGACGGCCCUUACUUAACCUUGGAAGGCACCAAGGCCAAGUUGCAGAUGUGGUCUCCCAAUCCCGCUUGUCCUAAAAAGCUCAAGGUCACAUUUAAGGAUAAAUCGAAGCAACCAAUUGAAUACGAGGAUACCUCUGGUUACAACGGAUUUAUUUACGAAGCAAAUGCUGUUGCUGAAGACAUAUUUAAGGGUAACUUACAAAACGAAACUAUGCCUUGGGACGAGACUUUACUAGUUAUGAGAGUAAUGGAUAACAUUAGAAAAGAAGGUGGAUUGGUUUAUCCAGAUAUUGAGUAA
Molecule: messenger RNA, 1074 nt
Organism: Dujonia railenensis
Lineage: Eukaryota; Fungi; Ascomycota; Pichiomycetes; Serinales; Debaryomycetaceae
Source: the annotation of a GenBank genome assembly